This is a messenger RNA of Camarhynchus parvulus, 1892 nucleotides long. RefSeq names its product DEAD-box helicase 56 (gene DDX56). The record is from RefSeq and is a predicted model, not a curated record. Gene Ontology annotation, molecular function: ATP binding; RNA helicase activity; nucleic acid binding. The transcript is spliced from 16 exons. The coding region runs from base 28 to 1854 and encodes 608 amino acids. Lineage: Eukaryota; Metazoa; Chordata; Aves; Passeriformes; Thraupidae.
CGGAAGUGCGUGUGCUGUGGGGCCAAGAUGGCGGCAGAGAUGGAGGCGAAGGGGUUCGAGCACAUGGGGCUGGACGGGCGGCUGCUGAGGGCCGUGGCGGAGCUGGGCUGGGCAGUGCCCACGGCCAUCCAGGCCCGCGCCAUCCCGCUGGCCAUGGAGGGCCGGGAUCUGCUGGCCCGGGCCAGGACGGGCUCGGGGAAAACGGGAGCGUACGGACUGCCCGUGCUGCACAAACUGCUGCGCGUCAAGGAGGCGUCCCCAGCCGUGCCCCAGGCCGUGCGGGCGCUGGUGCUGGUGCCCUCGGCGGAGCUGGCACGGCAGGUCGGGCACACCCUGCGCCGCCUGGCCGCCUUCUGCGGCCGCCAGCUGCGCGUGGCCGAGCUCUGCGGCCACUCGGACCUCGCUGAGCAGCGGCCGGUGCUGAUGGAGCAGCCGGACAUCGUGGUGGGCACUCCCGGCCGUGUCCUGGCACACGUGGCCGGGCACAGCCUGGCACUGCGGCCCUGGCUGGAGCUGCUCGUGCUGGACGAGGCCGAUCUGCUGCUGUCCUUCGGCUUCGGGGACGACAUCCGCGCCCUGCUCUGCCACAUGCCCAAGAUCUACCAGGCCCUGCUGGUGUCGGCCACCCUGAACCCCGAGCUGGAGGCGCUGCAGGAGCUGGUGCUGCACAACCCCGUCCACGUCCUGCCCCCCGAGCCCCGUUUGCCCGGCAGUGCCCAGCUGCAGCAGUUCCAGCUGCGCUGUGCCACGGAGGAGGACAAGUUCCUGCUGCUGGCGGCGCUGCUGAAGCUGCGGCUGCUGCGGGGCCGGGCGCUGCUCUUCGUGGGCAGCCUGCCCCGCGCCUUUAGGGUCAAACUCUUCCUGGAGCAGUUUGGGAUCGCCGCCUGUGCCCUCAACCCACAGCUGCCCGCCCGCUCCCGGUGCCACGUCAUUGCCCAGUUUAACCGGGGGCUCUACGAUUACAUCGUGGCCACCGACGAGGAGGGGCCGGCGGAGCCCCCCCGGCACCGCCCGCGCAGAGGGGACACGGCCAGGAAAGGUGACAAGAAGGGUGACAAGAAGGGACAGCCCCCGCAGUGUCCCCAGGACCCCGAGUUCGGGGUCUCCCGUGGCAUCGAUUUCCAGAACGUCGCCGCCGUCAUCAACUUCGAUGUCCCCAGCUCGGUGGAGACCUACAUCCACCGCGUGGGCAGGACAGCCCGUGGGGACAGCCCUGGCACGGCGCUGACGCUGGCACUGCCCGACGAGCUCGAGGGGCUGCGGCGCAUCGAGGACACGCUGGCAGCAGAGAACGGGCAGUCCAUGCUGCAGCCCUACGAGUUCCGCAUGGAGGAGAUCGAGACGCUGCGGUACCGCUGCAGGGAUGCCAUGCGCACUGUCACCAAGCAGGCCAGACGCCAUGCGCGCUUGAUUAAUGAAGGGGUAAUUAAUGAAUUGCAGGUGUAUUUCGAGGACAAUCCCCGGGACCUGCAGGCGCUGAGGCACGACCGGCCCCUGCACCCGGCCAGCGUGCAGCCCCACCUGGGCCACGUGCCCGAGUACCUGGUGCCCCCCAGCCUCCGCAGCAUCGCCGACCCCAACCCCAAAAAGAGGAAAUGUCCCCGAGGGGCCGGAGCCCGGCGCCGGGGGAAGAAGCCCCGCGGCUCCGGGAAUCCCCUGCAGAGCUUCAGGUUCGCCCGGCGAGGGAGCAAACGGGGGGCAGGGGGCACCCCCUGUGAGCCUGGCACCCCUGGGGGCACCUGGGGGCACCCCUGGGCACCCCCUGAGAGCCUGGGGGCACCCCCUGUGCCAGCCUGGGGACCCUGGUGUCACCUUCUGAGCCCCUGUGCCAGCCUGGGGUCACCACGGUGGUAGGUGACAAAUAAAGGUGCCAAGGAGCCGCUCUGCUGUCC